CGCCCUCCGUCCUUCCUCCCUCUCCGCCAUGGCUCAGGCGCUGGGAGCGGGGGAAAGCCGCCACCUCGGGGAGACCCCAAGCCCCGGUGAGGGGCACCCCCAAGCUGGAGGCGUCUGCCCGGAGCACGCCCUGGACCUGGCUUGGUUCUGUUGCACCGAGAGGCGGCUCGUCUGCGCCCAGUGUCCCGUCCAGGGCGGCUGCCGGGACCACCGGGUGCGCCCGUUGGCCGAGGAGGCAGCCGAGAGGAGGGUGAGCCUCGACGGGGAGGGCGCUGCUGGGGACGGGGCGGCUCUGUUAUGGGUAAUGUGGUAAAGCCCUCUCCCUCUCCACACACAUCCCCAGUCGAAUUUCCCUGCCGGGUAUUUGUAGAAUUAUUAAGAGUGCAUCUGAGCAUAUGCAAAGUGCAUUCCCUUUGCACCGCAUCACCACCUCCCAAAUGUCAGCAAAUGGGGAUUUUGGGCAUGCGGGAAGAGGCCCAAGGACACCAUUUCAGAGCUUUAAUCCCCAGUGGAGUUUUGUAUUUUAGAGCUGGUGCCAGCCUGGUUUCCAGUUUCCAGUGUAAAGUUGGCCAAUAAGCUCCUUCCUGGAACUCCCCAGGCCUGUUUUGGGGUGAGCUGGGCAGGGAUGCACUCUGCCCAUACUUAGAGGCAUAGUUUAUUCCCUUUCACACUGAAAGCACCAACGUAUGGAGGGAGGGGGAGAUUUCAGCAUCCUACUUUUCCCCUACUCGUUUUUUUUUGUUUAUUUGUUUCAGAACAAAAUAGUGGACGAGUGUGAAAAGCUUCAGCUCCAGAGUGCCACAAUUGCCAAAUUUGCCACAGAGGUGUUGCCAGAGAAGAAGAAGCGUGUUGUGGUAAUAAUGUGGUCUGGGGAGAAUUUGCAGCUGAAUUAUUAGCCCCCUAGUGCACAUAACUUUGGGGUCUCCUGCCCCAUCCAUAACAGCCUCCCCCAACUUGGAGUUCCCAGAUAUUCCUGGACUACAGCCUCCAUCAUCCACAGCCAGCAGUGAGCUAGAUCAGGGAUGAUGUGAGUUGUAGUCCAGCAACAUCGGAGGACCCAAGGUUGGCAGAGGCUGCUGUGUGAUAUCCCCCUCUGGUCCAGGAGCCAUUUUUCACAGGUGCAAUCUAGUGGGGCUCCUGUGCCUUUCGCAACCGCUGAACAGGCAGAAAUACACUAGGUCUAGCUUGACCCUGUGCCUGUUGGAUUUCCGUCUGCGAACUGCACCUGCUGGAUUGCUCCAUGUGUUGGGUAUUCUGGCAACCUAUGACCCUUGUUUGUGAGGUCUGCACUGGCUAUCAAUCAGGACACGUUAAAGGCUUUGGUGCAAACAGGCCCUAUACAGGUCAGGAUCAGGAUACUUGAAAUACAGAUGAUCUGUGAGAAAGUUCCUCCUUCAAGUUCAUCUGUCUGUCCCCCCCACCAAAAGAAACCAGUUACCUGCUGUGCAGUGACUCAGAGCAGCGCUUUCGGUGUAGCUGUCCCGUUCUGUGAAACAGCAUUCCUGUUGAGAUACGCCAGCUCUCUGCGCUUUCCGGAAACCAUGGGAGAUAUUUUCGCUCCAACUGGCUUUUCCUGCUGGACGAAACAGUCUCUCUGUCUCAGGUGUUAGUACUGAGUUUGUUUUAAAACCCAUUUUCUCCCUCUGUGUGUGUGGCGGCGGGGGGGGGGGGGUUGUACUGUUUUAAAUGUCAAUGAGUUGCCUUGAAACAUAGUCUUGGAUAUUAUUGGAAUUAUUAUUUAAUGUGGUGCAGCUGUUAAAGGCUUGAGAGCCCUGCUAGGGAAAAGGUAGCAACCGUCUCAGGCAGAUUCAACCUGUCCCUAACCUUGGUUAACAGGUGGGACUUGGAGAGUUGAGGGGGGGCUCUUCUUAAGGAGCCCCCUCCUGCCCUGUGACUGUGACUUAGGGGAUGAAACCAGCCUCUGGCAUGGGGACCAGAUGAUUCGAGGCAUAUGUGGGGCAGGAAUUUAUGUUUGAUUUCUGCCGGAGCCUGGAGACAAUGAAGCAGGUGAAGUCCAAAGAGUUGGCAGCUUUCCGCCCUCACACAGGAAUCUUUGGGAGGCUCCUUGUCCCAUUUUGGGGGUGGAGGUGUCACCCAGCCAAAGCUGGUUGCUGGGAUUCCCUUUGCUGUCCUUGUGGACCUUGCUGGGCUCUUAAGCUCGAGAGCAGAUGCAGGAAUCCUUAGCAGCAGGGCUGGACCAAGACAUUUUAUGGCCCCUGAGGCGAACCGCAAAAUGACGCCCCCCCCCCCACCAGAGAAGAAAGGGGGAGUAAAGUUCUACGUCAUGAACCAUGGAGGAGUGGUUGCUAAAAUUACUGGAUUUAGCUGAGAUGGCAAAGACUAGAAUUUUUAAUCAGAGAAAAGUCCUUGUCAACAUUUACUAAAGACUCAAAACGUCUUACAGACUUUUUGCAUGAAAAAGAGCUCAUGAUAUUUGGUUUUGAAGAUUGACUAUGUAAUGUUGGUUUGUAGAAAGUGGGUUUGUUGGGUGUAAUCUUGGAGUGGAUAUGUUGGAUAUUUUUCAUAUAUAGAUGACAGAUGAAGAUUCAAAAGUUCUCUUUUUUUCUUUUCCCCAGGCCUUUCCCUCCCCUUUCCCUUUUCCCUUUCUCCUUUCUCUGUCUUCCUGUCUGUUUCUCUCUCUCCUUUUCUGGUCUGUGUUUUUAUUUAGAUUACCGUAUUUUUCGCUCUAUAAGAUGCACCAGACCAUAAAAUGCACCUAGUUUUUGGAAGAGGAAAACAAGAAGAAGAAAAUUCUGAAUCCCAUAAGCCAGGACAGCAAGCGGGACCGCUGCGCAGCGAUCCCACUGGCUGCCCUGGCUGCCCUGGCUUAUGGGAUAGCCGCGCGCAGCCUCUUCCGGACAAGGGGAGCCUUCAUCCCCUGCCUGGGAGAGGCUGCGUGCGGCUAAGGCUCUCCCAAGAGCCGCGCUCCCUUUAAAGAGCACACGGAGCGUGUGUGCGGCUCUUGGGGGCUUUUCCCCGAGGGGGGAAAACCCCCAAGAGCCGCACAAACGCUCCACGCGACUCUUUAAAUGGAGCGCUGAGCAGAGCCUCCCGCCUGCAUUCGCCCCAUAAGACGCACACACAUUUCCCCUUACUUCUUAGGAGGGGAAAAGUGCGUCUUAUAGAGCAAAAAAUACAGUAGCUUUUUGGUACAAAGAUAUUUGAUAUUAAUUUUUAAAAAUGUGCUGCCCCUGUGGAUCUUGCCGCCUGAGGUGGCCGCCCCACCUUGCCUCAUGAGUGUGCCGGCCCUUAGCAGUGAACAAAGGCAGGGCUUAUCUUCUUCUGUAUGUUUGAAAUGCGUCAGUGAACCACCGGCAGGCUUACGAAAAGGAAAGAAGUUCCUGCAGCCCAUUGUCUCUGCAUAACCACAGCCUUUGUGGCCUAUGACUCCCUUGUGGGAAGUUUUGUUUUCGGGGAGCUCUGCCCUGACUCUCUCCAUGGGAAAGUCUGUCUGGCUUGACAUGCAGACAUUUCCCAGGCCCCAUCUCCAAUGGCACCUCCAGUUUAAAAGUGGGGUGUCAGAAAGCAGGUGGUUGGGAAAGACCCAGUCCAAAGAGAAGACCUGGUACAGCUCAGUCAGUAGAGCAUGAGACAGUUAAUCUCAGGGUUGUGGGUUCGAGUCCCACAUUGGGCCAAAGAUUACUACAUUGCAUGGGGUUGGACUAGAUGACCUGCUUGGUCCCUUAAAGGUAAAGGGACCCCUGACCAUUAGGUCCAGUCGUGACCGACUCUGGGGUUGCGGCGCUCAUCUCGCUUUAUUGGCUGAGGGAGCCAGCGUUUGUCUGCAGACAGCUUCCAGGUCAUGUGGCCAGCAUGACUAAGCCGCUUCUGGAGAACCAGAGCAGCACACGGAAAUGCCGUAUACCUUCCCACCUAUUUAUCUACUUGUACUUUGGUGUGCUUUCGAACUGCUAGGUUGGCAGGAGCAGGGACCGAGCAACGGGAGCUCACCGCAUCAUGGGGAUUCGAACCGCCAACCUUCUGAUCGGCAAGUCCUAGGCUCUGUGGUUUAACCCACAGCGCCACCCGCAUCCCUUGCUUGGUCCCUUACAACACUACAAUUCUAUGAUUGAUGAUGAUGGGAACUGUAAUGCUGCUCCCCACACGGGGCUUGGGUGGGCUGGUGUCCCAACCUUGGGUCGUGCAGCUUCCCAUUUCACCUUGUCCUCCUUUCUCAGACUGUGGCCAGCAGUGCCCGGGAGGUCCUGAUCCAGCGCCUGAACGUUGUGAGGACUGUGUGUGAGAGCGAGGAGCAGCGGCUGCUGGAUGUGGCCCACUCAGAGGAGGAGCGUGCCCACCAGAACAUCCUCACCCAGCAGGUCCACUGGAACGAAUCACUACGGAAACUGGACGCCCUCCGGACUUACAUGGUGACCAUGAUCACCAGCACAGAUGAUGGUGGCCUGGUGGUAAGCAUUGGCGAUUGGUCCCAAGUGAGGCUCACCCUCGCCUCGCAGUUUGCAUGUGCUCGGUUUAUGGGUUUAUCUCUCACUUAUGGUGAGCUGUGAAAUGGACAGAGAUAUAAAUGUUUAUUCUCCAUUCUUUGGCUCAUAGUCGACAGGCAUAAGCAACUCGUGAAUUUUGGGAAGCUCCAACAAAAUGACAAUUACACAAGCAUGCCCUUAAAAAUGCAGUAUCAAAGCAGAAAUCAGUUUUAAAGCCUUUUCUUUAUUUUAAAGAUUGUGUUGAAUUAUAAAAGGUGAAAGAGCUUAACAAAUGCAUACCUCCAUAAAUAAUUUUUUCCCCAGAGACGAUUUCAACCGCAAUAGAAUUAAACCUUGGAUGCCCAUCAAAAAGUUCCUUCCCGCUUUUUUGUUUAUUUGGUUUAUGUCGUAAAUAAAAUGAUUGAAAAAACAACCUCAAAGCAGUUUACAAAAAGAUAAAGCAUGAAAAUUGAGGGGGGGGGGGGAGACCAAAAUAGUUUCUGACAGUGAUUUCAGGCUAUGGGAGUAGGAUGAAACUGCAGGGUGACACACACGUACCCUGGGUCGGUUGUAUGUGAUUUCCCCUUCAGUUGGCUACACUUAGCCCACCUACCAUAUCCACAUGAACCAAGGUUGGCUGUGAACUGCUUUUCAAAUCUGGUUCUAGACCUUGGUUAAGAGCAAGCCCUGCUUCACCUUAUCCAUGGUUAGCACGGCAUGAUGGCCAACCAUAGCUACGGCCAGUGGUGGCUGAUGCCUAACAGAAAUGGAAGGGCAGAAAGCAGGGAGCCACACAGUGGGCGGAGCCAGAGCCAGAAGGAGGAGGAGCCAGCUUGCUCUAGUUUUGCCCCCUCCUCUCCAUACUUCUGUUCCCUGCUGAGGUCCAAAGAAUCAGCACAAAGGCAGAGAAGGGAGCUGGUAGGCAGGGGCCCCUGCCACCCACUGCUAGACUGGAUGGGAGAAAGAAGACAGGCAGGCAGGCAGGGGCUGGCGGACAGGCUGAGGUUGGCAGGGCAGCCCCCCAGUCUGGCUAUGGGAAAAGUGGGUGGGGUGGGUGGAAGAAGUGAAGUCAUCUGUGGUUAAGGAAAGGGCAAUCAUAAUCAGUCUCUGGCUUCCUGCCUGCUUAUAUUGAAACUCGUCUUGAGAUUGUGGUCAAAUUGCAAGAGCUAAAAAUAAAACAAAAAUGUCAUCAUGUUGGGCUUUUCUUAAAAAAUUAAAAAGCUGCCAUGCUUCAGGUUUUUUUAAAAAAACAUUUUUAUUGAGUUUUACAUCAUUUUUAACAUAAUCACAACUAACAAUAUAAUCACAAAAUAAAUUUAUUUUGUGAUAUGCUUCAAUUUAUAGGAAGCUACUUUGUACAGUCAAACCUCGGCUCCCAAUCGCCUCCAUUUGGAACGUUUCGACUCCCAAAUGCCAAAAACUCAGAAGUAAACGCUUCACUUUUUGAACGUUUUUUGGAAGCUGAGCGUCCGACACGGCUUCCACUUGAGUGCAGGAAGCUCCUGCAACCAAUCAGAAGCCGCGCCUUGGUUGUCGAACAUUUCGGAAGCCAAACAGGCUUCCAGAAUGGAUUAUGUUCGACAACCGAGGUUUGACUGUACCAGGCCAGGCUUUGUGUCUGUUGAACCCAGUCAGGUGGGCUCUGUCUGGUAGCCCUUCUCUAGGGUCUCUCAGACCAAGGAGGGUCUUUCCCCUGCCCACCCUCAACUUGAGCCCCCCCCCUUUUCACUGCAGGGACCCUGGAGCUGAGCCAGGGCCCCUUUCCACUCUUUCCCUGGGGUUCCCAUCCAUGGCGUCAAAUGGACCUCCAUCUAUUUAGCAGUGGUAAUUUUCUGUUUUCAAAGAGGUCUUUUUAGUAACUUUCUCUCUCUCUCUCUCUUUCUCUGUGUGUCUAGCAGGCAGAGGAGGAAAUCUUUGAGAGGUGAGUGAAGACAUCUUUGAUUCCUACUUCUACCUCCCCCCACCUCAAAAAAAGCAAUAAGUAGGAGCAUAGGAACAUGGCAACAGGCCUGAGGAGCCUGACCAAAGGGGCUUCAUCCAGUCUCAACAAAAUAUUAAAAUCACAAUAAAACAUCAACCUUUAAAAACUUCCCUGUACAGGAGUACCUUCUGAUGCCUUCUAAAAUUCAUUUAGUUAUUUAUCUUAUUGACAUCUGACGGGAAGGCAUUCUGCUGGGCAGACACCACUACCGAGAAGGCCCUUUGCCUGGUUUCCUGUAACUGGCCUUUUAUUUCUACUCUCUGCUUCUUGUUCCUUAACUAACUGCCGAGAUGUAAGAUCUGUCCUCCUGUUUCAGGACAGCUGUUUGCUCAGGCACCCCUGGUGGUUUUGAUACCGCUGUCUAGAUUCCCACCAACACUCUGAAAUAACUCUAAAGGGGAGUCAGACAGGACUUACUUGUGCAGAAGCCAUGCUGAUUUACCUUCAGCAAGACCUGUUCUUCCCUAUGUUUCCUAAUGUUGCUGCUGAUAAUGCUUCCAGAACUGGUAUCAACUGGCCUGCACUUUUUUUGGAUCUCUUUAAAAGAAAUGUUUUAUAUUGUUAGGCUCAACAGCAGUUUCACACUCUGAGUUGUUUAAGAACUCUUCAGAUGGAAUCUGUCUAGAUUGAAUGAUUUAUUUGUUUUUAAUUUGUCUAGGAUGUCCUCUCUUGCAUCUCUUUGCCUUUCUGCUCUCUCAAUAUCCUCCUCUGUCAGCCCUUUAAUUCCCUUCCUACCCAGUGGGUCAAGUGCCUCCCUAGUGGGCUUUCUGCUUCUGAUGUGUUUUUCUAAAAUGCUGUAAAUGUAUUUUGUGCUAUUAAAAGCACUUUCCUCAUUGCCUCCUUCCAGUGUGUGUGUGUGUGCAAGUUUGUGUUUCUUUCUGUUCUACUCCUUUGGGCAAGCUUUUGUCCACAGGCCUGGUGGGAAAGCUAUUGUUUCCCUCCUUUCUGUUCUUAUUUUUAUCAUGUGUUUUGUGUUUUUUAUAUUGUAAUUAUAUGUUGUGAACUGCCCUGAGAUCUACGGGUAGAAGGCGGUCUACAAAUUUAAUGAAUAAAAUAAAAAUAAAUACAGUGGUACCUUGGGUUAAGUACUUAAUUCGUUCCGAAGGCCCGUUCUUAGCCUGAAACUGUUCUUAACCUGAAGCACCACUUUAGCUAAUGGGGCCUCCUGCUGCUGCUGCGCCGCCAGAGCACAAUUUCUGUUCUCAUCCUGAAGCAAAGUUCUUAACCCGAGGUACCAUUUCUGGGUUAGCGGAGCCUGUAACCUGAAGCGUAUGUAACCCAAGGUACCACUGUACCCUAAAGAGCUAAGGAUACUGAUAUAUAUUGUACGUAAUAUUGUAUUUUACUGGGAAUGAAUUGAAAAGUGGUACGUUAAAACUAACCCCAGUUGCUUCUGUUGUGUUGGUUUAGGACAGAGGAAGCUGAAGGAAUCCUGAAGCCCCAGGAGUCAGAAAAGCUGGACUUUAACCCAUGGUGCCUCCAGAGUCCAUUAGUGAGCCGGCUAUGGGCCUUAGCUGUUCUCCGUCGGGCCUCAGGUCAGUGUCUUUCCCUUGUGGGGUGGGGGUCGUUAUCCAGGCCACCUCCACCUGCCUUCCAGGUUUGCUUUUGCUGCCUUUCAGUUGGCUACGUUCCCAACACCUUUCUGCCGAGUUUGUGGUGACCAGUUUCUUUCUCCACCCAGAACAGAUGAAGUCCACGUGGAUGAGAAAACAGUCAGCCCCCUCUUGCAGCUUUCGGAGGACAAGAGAACGCUGACCUUCAGCCCCAAGAAAAACAGCAGGCCCGACCCCGGUGGCCCGGCACGGUUUGACCACUGGCCCAACGCCUUGGCCGAGGAAUCGUUCUGUUCGGGGGUCCAUGCCUGGAGAGUCCGGGUGGCCAAAAGCGGUGCUUACAAGCUGGGCAUCUCCUAUGGCUCCCUGGAGCGCAAGGGGGCUGGGCCCGAAGCCCGCCUGGGUUGCAACGCUUCCUCCUGGGUUUUCUCCCGCUACGGCAGCGAGUUCCAGUUUUCCCACAACGGCCGACACCAGGCAGUGGAGAUGCUCAAGUGCCCGGCUGAGAUUGGAGUAUUGGUGGACUUGGAUGCUGGAGAGGUGCUGUUUUUUGACCCGGAUUCUUGUGCCAUUCUGCACAUGCACCACGAAGCCUUUGCCGGCCCCAUCUACCCAGCCUUGGCCGUGGCAGAUCAGAGCCUCUCUCUGAUGUGAGGAGAGCCAACACUGCAAGGUUGUUAUUUCCUAAAGCUGAAUGGGGCUGGAUCACCUUAUAUUCUAGCAAGAUGAGCACUGUGGUUCCGGCAGGACGAUGCCAACUUGUGCCAGGAAGCGAGAGGGCUUUGCUCUGGGGCAACUCACGGGCUGUCUCUGGCUCUGCGUUCAGAGCAGAUGGGAGCUGCAGUUUGCAGCUAAGUAUCUUACCAGAGGAGGCCAUGACGGAGUCAGUGACAGGGGCUGAAAGGCUUGGCUUGGGAGGGACAUUCCACCUGCUCCAAGAUGGUCAUUCUCAGUCUUAUUUAGCCUUAGCACUGUGCCACCACGAGUCCAGUCAGAAAAGACAAUUGUACUGUACUAGUCCCUGAGGGGAAAGGGACAGAGCCAGCAAUUAAAAAAAAAAUCUGACUAGGAAAAGAGGAUUCUGCAACCUGUGCAAAUUACAUAAUGGAUGGAGCAUGUUGCUGCUUUUUUGUCAUCACCGAAUGUUAUAAUUAUGAAUGUAAAGCUACUGUUUAAAUACUAGAAUUGUGAAUUUAAAGCUGCAUAAUUUAAAGCUACCGUUUUGCACAUUCCCCCCCCCACCCCAUUUUUGCUGGGAACCUCAGUCCAGUUUGCUGAGAAUCUCAUUCAGUCUUCCUCAAACCGACACCAGCACGUUCGGUGAUUUUGGCAAGCCCGUUCUCUUCCCACAUACUUUCUAGCAUACCUUUCUGACCAUGAGGGGUAGAAACUUGUUUUUCUUCUUAAAAUGUGUUAUUCUCAGGAAGCUGAACCAUGCAGAAUGUUGCAUAGCAUUCUUGUUUUUCUGUCAGACUGUGGCAAACACACAGCACGGGGCAAUAAAAUGGGAGAUCCUAGAAUACUGUAAUAGAAGGGUAGAAUUUGAAAGGGACCCAACGGUCAUCUAGUCCAACCCCCAGCAAUGCAAGAAUCACAACUAAUC
Messenger RNA from Podarcis lilfordi (Lilford's wall lizard), 9561 nucleotides. Lineage: Eukaryota; Metazoa; Chordata; Lepidosauria; Squamata; Lacertidae. The record is from the annotation of a GenBank genome assembly.